AGUAGUAGCUUGCAUGAAUGCAUGCAUGCGUGCAUAAAGCAUAAUUCUCUACUAGAGCAUGGAGCACUGGUACUGGUUUGUAGGACUUGUUUGCUGCUUCCUCUCGUACUACCGUCGUCUCCAGUCCAAGAAAACAACCAAGGAGGAGCCGACGGAAUGGCCGCUGCUUGGCCAUCUCUUAUCCACGCUCGCCAACGUCUCCAACUUGCACGACUGGGCCACCGGCGUCCUGGCUACCACGCGCUACAACUUCGCAGCUCACAUGGGGCUCACCGGCGUCCGCUUCUUCCUUACCUGCGACCCAUCCAAUGUGCGCCACAUCUUCAUCUCCAACUCCAUCAACUACCCAAGGGGCGAGGAAUAUGCCGACAUCUUCGACGUCCUGGGCGACGGGAUCUUCAACGCCGACGGCGAGUCCUGGCGGCGGCAGCGUGCCAAGUCCCAGCUCAUCAUGGCCAGCCCUCGUUUCCGCUCCUUCUCCGCACGGUGCACCCGCGACAAGGUGGAGAGGAGCCUCCUCCCUUUCUUGGCGCACGCUGCCGACGUUGGCGCCCGUUGUGACCUGCACGACGUGCUCCUCAGGCUCAUGUUCGACAUGACAUGCAACCUCGUCUUCGGGGUCGACCCCGGCUGCCUGCAGAUCGGCCUCCCUUCCCUGCCCUUGGCACGCGCCAUGGACGACGUGCUGGAGACGCUCUUCCUCCGGCACGUCAUCCCACCGGCGUGCUGGAGGCUCAUGUACAGGUAUGGGUUUGGCCCGGAGAAGAAGAUGGCCGUGGCUCGUAGGAUCAUCGACCGGUUCGCCGCGGACACCAUCGUGAAACGCAGGUACUCCGGUCACAAGCUCCGCGGCGAGGGCAUCACCGAAUCCUCCGACAUACUGUCCUUCUUUAUAUGCAACGACGACGCAAGCGAACACAGCGACGAGUUCUUGCGUGACACCGCGGUGAACCUCCUGUUUGCCGGCCGGGACACCACCGGCGCCGUGUUAUCGUGGUUUUUCUACCUCCUGUGCGAGAACCCGCGCGUCGAGCAGAUGAUCCUCGACGAGCUAGCGCCGAUCGCUGCAAGGAAGAAGGUUGACGACAUGGUGGUGUUGGACGCGAGCGAGCUGAGCAGCAUGGUGUACCUGCACGCGGCGCUGUGCGAGUGCCUCAGGCUUUACCCGUCCGUGCCCAUCACGCACAAGGCGGCAACACACAACGACGUGCUCCCCAGCGGUCACGAGAUAAAGGCCGGCGACAAGAUACUUGUCUACUCCUAUUCUAUGGGCAGGAUGGAGGGCGUGUGGGGCAAGGACUGCAUGGAGUUCAGCCCGGAGAGGUGGAUCACCGACGACGGGAAGCUGAGGCACCAGCCGCCCUACAAGUUCAUCGCCUUCAACGCCGGUCCCAGAACCUGCCUCGGCAAGGAGGUAGCUUUCACGCAGAUGAAGACUGUCGCCGCCACCGUGCUGUGGAACUUCACCCUCGAGACCGUGCCGGGGCACACCGUGAAGCCCAAGCUGUCCAUCGUACUCCACAUGAAGAACGGGCUGGCGGUGACAGUGAAGAGGAGGAACUUCUUCACAGCCAAGCCUGGCUAGCUAGCAUACAUAAGACAUAUGUACAUGUGAUGUGUGACCACAAUACCUAUAUGUAAGUUGACUGGAUUUGUAAUUUUGGGUAAGUCGAUUAAUUAAUUAGAAGGAGAAUCUGUUAAACAAGUAUGAAAGCUUGAAGAAGGAGAAAGAAUUAUGGCCAAAUGAUAUUAGAAAGAAAUAAUAUUUUCACACAC
Messenger RNA from Hordeum vulgare subsp. vulgare (domesticated barley), 1776 nucleotides. RefSeq names its product noroxomaritidine synthase 2-like. Gene Ontology annotation, molecular function: oxidoreductase activity, acting on paired donors, with incorporation or reduction of molecular oxygen; heme binding; iron ion binding. The transcript has a single exon. Bases 59 to 1585 code for a protein of 508 amino acids. The record is from RefSeq and is a predicted model, not a curated record. Lineage: Eukaryota; Viridiplantae; Streptophyta; Magnoliopsida; Poales; Poaceae.